AUGUCUCAAUUUCAGCCUGAUGAGCAGGAGCUGCUCCAGAGAUACCAGAAAGAGCGCGAAAAGCGCAUUGCUGAUGCAGCUAUCACCGAAUCCUUUGAUACCCGGUCAAAAGAAAUUCAAGAUCUUGCUAAGGACCUAUGGGUAGACUGGAACGACCCAAGAAUUCAGAAUCCUCCCCUCAAGGAUGGAGAUAGCGUAAAGUUUCUAGUCAACGGGGCUGGUCACAAUGGCCUGCUCUACGCUUGCCGUUUGGUCGAGGCUGGGUUCAGUGCAAAGGACAUUGUAUGCGUUGAUACAGCGGGUGGAUUUGGCGGCACCUGGUACUGGAAUCGGUAUCCUGGGCUCAUGUGUGAUAUCGAAAGCUACAUCUAUCUUCCACUUGUAGAGGAGACCGGAUAUACGCCCAAGCACAAAUACUCAUUUGGCGCCGAGAUUCGCGGUCAGAAUGAGCGAGCUGCUAAGCACUUUGGCAUCCAGGGCCAGUUUUGCACCAAGAUCGAGUCGCAGAUUUGGAACGACGACAAGAAUGUUUGGGUCGUACAAUUGACCCGUACCGUGGAUGGGAAUGGAAAAACUGAAUCUUUGACUGUCUUUGCGGAUUUUGUCAUUGUCAGCGGUGGUGUCCUCAAUGUUCCGAAGAUUCCAAAGCUUCCAGGCUGGGAAGAAUUCAGAAAAAACAAGCGGGUGUUUCAUUCCGCUUGCUGGGACUAUACUUAUACGGGCGGUACCCAGGAGCAGCCUGACUUGGUCAACCUCAAAGACAAGACAGUUGCAAUAGUUGGUACAGGCGCCACUGCUGUGCAGAUCAUACCCGAAUUGGCCAAGUGGGCCAAACACUUGUACGUUGUUCAAAGGACACCGUCAUACUGCGGGUAUCGCGGUAACCGUUUGACCGAUGAGGAGCAAUUCAAAGACUUGUCGAAGGAGAAAGGAUGGCAGAGCGCCCGGCGACUCAAUUUCAACGCAUGGGUCACUAACAAUCCUGAAGGAUACGGACCUAAUCUUGUAAACGAUGGAUGGACCCAUACUCCAGCUGCCGAAGCUUUUUUGGGAACAACCAGAAAAACAGUUCGGCCACACGAGGCGGAAGAAUACAUGCGAGAAGUCCAUCGAAUUGACCGGCCGCGUACUGAUGCCUUGCGCAAGCGCGUCGACGAUGUGGUCAAGGAUAAAGACACUGCCGAGAAGCUGAAGGCUUGGUACGGCAGUUGGUGCAAGCGGCCUACUUUCCAUGACGAUUACUUGGAAGCAUUCAACAAACCCAACGUCACCUUGAUUGACACUGACGGAAAGGGUCUGCAAGCAUUCUCCAAGAAUGGCCUAUUGUUCGGCGGCCAGGAGUACGAAAUCGACGCUCUAGUCCUCGCAACUGGAUUUUCUCAAUUUAACAAUGGAGAUGUUUCUCAGAAGCUCGGUACAGUUAUGCGAGGACGGAAUGGGCAAACCAUGACCCAAAGAACCGAAACUGCGACUAACGCGCCACUGUUGGGUAUGGCGAUUUCGGGCUUUCCAAAUGUCUUCUCCUUCUUUUCCCGCGGGGGUGGGGCUUCGUGGAAUCUCACAUCCAUAUACGAUACAAUGGCAAAAUACCUAGCAUCCAUACUCAAGCAGGCACACAUGGAGCUGGAAGACGGGAAAAAGAUAAUCGUCGAGGCCACUCCAGAAAGUGAAGAUAAAUGGGGCGAUGAGAUUGCAGAGAGGGCUGCUGUGUACAGUGGAAUGAGUGCUUGCACGCCUAGCUACUUUACUGGUGGUGCUCAAGGUAUCAAAGCCCGGGAGAAGCAGAGCAACGAGGACUUGGCAAAAAGUGCAAGGAUGGCGGCCUGGGGCUCAGGCCCGGUCGAUUACCAAGAGAUAUUGGAACGUCUCGCAACCAAGCCAGAGAGUGGAGGCUUCAAGAUUAGUGUUGUUUCUGCAACCGGCUAA
This is a messenger RNA of Exserohilum turcica Et28A, 1926 nucleotides long. RefSeq lists its product as uncharacterized. NCBI's taxonomy places the organism in Eukaryota, Fungi, Ascomycota, Dothideomycetes, Pleosporales, Pleosporaceae. The coding region runs from base 1 to 1926 and encodes 641 amino acids. The record is from RefSeq and is a predicted model, not a curated record. The transcript is spliced from 2 exons.